Penaeus monodon (black tiger shrimp) is the source of this 433-nucleotide messenger RNA. RefSeq lists its product as uncharacterized. The record is from RefSeq and is a predicted model, not a curated record. The transcript is spliced from 2 exons. Lineage: Eukaryota; Metazoa; Arthropoda; Malacostraca; Decapoda; Penaeidae. The coding region runs from base 7 to 384 and encodes 125 amino acids.
CGCGGUAUGAAAGUAAGCAGAACGAAGACGGAGUACCUCAAUACCGGUAAUGGGACGCACAGAGUUGGAAGUAUCAGCUUAGGAGGUGAAAGGGUACAACGAGCAGUGGAAUUUAAAUACCUAGGUUCAACAGUACAAGAAGAUGGUGGAUCAGAAGCAGAAGUGUCGAAGAGGAUACAGGCAGGCUGGAACAGCUGGAAAAAGGUUACAGGGGUUCUUUGUGUCCGAAGAGUUAGUGCAAAAGUGAAGGGCGGGAUUCAUAGAACUAUUGUUGGAAGUAGCGGAAAUGCGAAUGCUGAGAUGGUCGUUAGGCCUGACACGAAGAGAGAGAGUAAGGAACGAGUGUAUCAGGGAAAGGUUAAGAGCAUCAAGGCUGCAAGAUAAACUACGUGAGGGACGGUUGAGGUGGUAUGGACAUGUACGAAGGAGAGGC